AUGGCUAAAGAGUUUGAAAUGAAAGAUGUUGGAGAAAUGUCUUACUUUCUUGGAGUAGAUGUGAAGCAAAUUGACGAAGGAAUUUUUAUGUCACGUAAGAAAUAUGCAAAAGAAAUUUUGAGCAAGUUCAGAAUGAAAGAUUGUAAGUCGGUCUCCACACCCAUAGAAGCAGGAAUGAAGUUGAAAGCUGAUUUAGAUAAGGAGCCAAUAAAUCCUAAACUAUUCAAGAGCCUAGUCGGAAGCUUAAGGUACUUAACUUUUACUCGACCAGAUAUUAUAUUUGCAGUUGGCUUAGUUAGCAGAUACAUGGAGCAACCAAGACAAGAUCACUUAAGUGAAGCCAAUAAAAUUUUGAGAUGCAUUAAAGGAACUGUUUAUUAUGGAUUGUUGUUUACACACUCUAAAGAUUCAAAGUUAGUUGGCUAUUCAUAUAGUGAUUAUGGUGGAGGCACAAAUGAUCGAAAAAGCACAUUAGGAUAA
Molecule: messenger RNA, 480 nt
Organism: Gastrolobium bilobum
Lineage: Eukaryota; Viridiplantae; Streptophyta; Magnoliopsida; Fabales; Fabaceae
Exons: 1
Coding region: 1-480 (159 amino acids)
Source: RefSeq, a predicted model, not a curated record